AUGAACUCGGUUGUGAGAAGUUUGAAUAGGGGAUUGCUGCUCCCUGCGUUGGGAUUUUCGCUGGGAGUGGGCUAUUUCAUUAGGGCUUGGCCCGAUGAGGCUGGUUCGAUGACGUUGCAGGACAACGUCUCCUCGAAAGAAGGCACAGGUUUGCAAUUGCAACGAAUGGAUGUACUAGAGGGCAUAAGAAAGAAUGGACUGUAUCGUAGAUUGCUCCAGGACCCUGAUUUUGAUCAUUCGGUGCAGAGUGAAAAGAUCCCACCUGGUCAUCGUGCUUAUCAUGUGGGACAAGGGAUCUUGUUUGGGCCAGAAAAGCUGGGGAUCGAUCCUGUGAUCUUGCAAGAUACAAAGAGACGAGAAGUUGUUAUAUUCUACCACUUUGGCGCCGAUUUGGCAAAUGAACAGGGUCAGGUGCACAAGGGCGUUCUGUCGCUAGUGCUAGACGAAGCGUUGUGUUAUUGCGGGUUCCCCACUUUACCAAGCAAGAGAGGGGUGACUGCAAAACUGGAUAUAGAUUUUCAACGUGGAAUUCCAGCGGACUCGACGAUUGUGUUGAGGGCGCACGUCUCGGAGUUCAAAGGUCGUAAAUGUGUUAUUGAAGGCACUCUGGAGAGUGUACCACGAUUUGAGAACCCGUGGCUUGCCUCUCUGUGGAAACCAGCGGUCUAUGCUAGUGCAAAGUGCAUUCUUGUAGAACCAAGAUGGUUCAAAUAUCUCAACUGGCUUAACGUCUUUUAG
Molecule: messenger RNA, 738 nt
Organism: Torulaspora delbrueckii
Lineage: Eukaryota; Fungi; Ascomycota; Saccharomycetes; Saccharomycetales; Saccharomycetaceae
Gene: MRX3
Product: Mrx3p
Exons: 1
Coding region: 1-738 (245 amino acids)
Source: RefSeq, a predicted model, not a curated record